Molecule: messenger RNA, 1041 nt
Organism: Sycon ciliatum
Lineage: Eukaryota; Metazoa; Porifera; Calcarea; Leucosolenida; Sycettidae
Exons: 2
Coding region: 1-1041 (346 amino acids)
Source: RefSeq, a predicted model, not a curated record
AUGGCCGCGGUUCUAGAUGCAAGAUCGUUUGGAGGCUUCACCACGCGCUCUGAUCAUCACCCUGUUAUUGCAGUUCUUGGCAUCGCACUUUCUAAAGUCCAUCCGACCGUCAAACAACAAGACCCAUGUUUCAAUCGCUAUAACCGUCCAACCGCUGAAUCGUCGAAACUGUUCUGCGACCGUCUCAAGGAGAAGUUACCUUCUCUGCUUCCACUCUCCGCAAACAUCGACAAUGACUCCGUGGAUAAGGCGUGGCGUGGAUUCGUCUGGGCUACGCAUGAUGCAGCGCAGGAUGCAUUCGGGAAAGUGCCCACUGGUUCUGCUCCGAAAGCAAGCACGAACCCUCGCGUUGCAUCCUUAUCCACUGAACAGAAGAAUCUGCACUGCCGCAUAAACGCUGAACCUGAUCCAGAGCAUCGUAAAGCUUUAAAGAUUGAAAGAUCUGCAAAACUCCACGAGAUUCGAAGGAUACUACAGAAGGAGGGCGAGCAAUAUUGGCAACGUAAGGCUGUUGAAGUAGAUGCUUUACGUCCUGACCCACGGUCCUACUUCAACGCCAUCAGCAACUUACGCCAACUACGCUCUGGGAAGAAGGCUGCGCCUGUGCGUCUUGCUGACGCAGACGGCAGAAUCAUGGCAGACAUCUCAUGGAAUCUUAAUGCCUUUAAUGAAUAUUAUGAAUCGGUAUUUUACACUGAUGGCCAGCCACUCGACCUCAGGCAGCAAUCAAAUGAGGAAGAUCCAUUCACAAUCGAAGAAGUACGGUCUGCAAUUAUCAAGCAGAAGUCUGGUGGUGCUGUCGGUCAUGAUGGUAUCAGUGCUGAUGCUUUGAAGUCAGCUAAAAACCUUCUCGCACCCUGGCUGACGAAUUUCUUCAACGCUGUUCAAGCUACAGAGUACUGUCCUGACGACAUGCGCUGCGGCCUCAUCGUUCCCAUCUACAAAGCCGGUUGCUCUGGAGAGGUUAGCCACUGCUGGCGCACCAACGUCCACCACUGCAGUCCUAGUAUCAAACACAACAGCCCGCACGAAGCUUGGUAA